CGCGAAUAGCUUCACAAUCGCUAGAGCAGGAGCGAUCCCACAGCGCUUGGAGCUCGGACAUGCGCUGCUGCUGCGAGACUCCAGAUUUGAACCCGAUGAAGGCGCAGACUCAGACUCAGACACGGCGAAAACGAGGCGACGACGAGUAGAGCACCACCACUCAAGCUUUUUCCUUUUGCUUCCUCGCGACGAAUUACAAUUACCGCUCAAGACGAACAUCCUUAAUCAUGACGACGCCUCCUUCUCUCUUCCACGCGCUCCUCCGCCCUUCUAUCCUUCAGAUCCUCCGCUCGACGGGCUACCACUCGACGCGCCCGGCAGUGCUCGACUCACUGACGGACCUCGCCGCCCGAUACCUCUCCCUGCUCUGCCAGAGCACAGCCGACCACGCGGCGCACAACCAAGGCGACAGCGCAGAUUUUACUAUCGUCGACAUCCGCAUGGCCCUGCAGGACGCGGGCGCCCUCAUGCCUGAGCGACUACCCGCCGAGGAGCUGUUCCACGACAAGGAGGACCUGCGCGGCCUUGAAGAGUUUAUCGCUUGGUUUGCGGGACAGCGCAUGAAGGAGAUGAUGGAUGUUGGCAGCGGUGACGGAGAGAUGGAUGCGACUGAUUAUCUCAAUGCUCUUAAGAAGAAGCACAGCAAGACGGGCGAAGACGCCAAAUACCACGGAACGAUUCUAGGCAGGGGUCACGACGCAGGAGAAGUACAAGUCGAAGGAGGACCAGAAACGAGCAUCUCGGAAUGGAUCUCCAAACGCAGAGCAUCCGCCUCACUCAGUCCCGAGCCUGAACAGCAGCAGCAACCACAGCUUAACCAGCAAAAGGCUCAGCAAAACGGACACGCCAGCGAUGACGAGUCGGGGUUGAGCUCUGUGGGAGACAGGCUGGAUCACGAGAUGGACUUGUCAUAAGAAGAUGGACGGUUUGUGUUUUUUUGCAUAGCGAUGGAGUUUUCGGAGAGGACGGAUAGUGGAAUGGGAAUCAGGGUCCAAAAGACAAGACCUCUUUGUGUCUCUGUUUUUCUAGGUUGCUUUUAAAAGUCUUUUGAGAUGGGCUUGUAGAUAUAUACAUCUUGAACU
Molecule: messenger RNA, 1082 nt
Organism: Fusarium vanettenii 77-13-4
Lineage: Eukaryota; Fungi; Ascomycota; Sordariomycetes; Hypocreales; Nectriaceae
Exons: 2
Coding region: 228-914 (228 amino acids)
Molecular function (GO): protein heterodimerization activity
Source: RefSeq, a predicted model, not a curated record